AUGCCGGUCGCCGCUGAUCCGCUAAGCGACUACAACUGCAGCUGCACGGUUGACUACUUCGGCGACAAGUGCGAGUUUCAGAGGAGUGUUUGCGACUCGUCACCUUGCCUCAACAACGGCACUUGCAUCGCUGUAAACAGCACUACCGGCUACGUGUGCGACUGCGGCCCGCCGUUUUCCGGCGAAGCGUGCGAAAAUGUCAAAGCGGUGACCACGUUGUCGUCGACGACUGCCGUAUCGACAACAGUGACGACACCGUGGCGUUGCGUGGUUGACUGCCUCGGGAAUGGGACCUGCGUCGGGGGUGAUCAAUGCGACUGUACCGAGCCUUACUUCGGCAAAAACUGCACCUUUGUAAAUACGUGUUUGGCACACCGUCCUUGCGAAAACGGCGCUACUUGUGUCGUUGCCAUGAAUCAAACUGCCGCCGUCGACACCGUCGAGUCUCAGAUGUCGUCGCAACCGACCCUGGUCCCGUACGACUGUAUAUGCGCUGCCGGUUGGAGCGGCAAACACUGCAACGUCGCGGUGGUCACCACCGACGCGUCGUGCCGACAGAGCCCGUGCUUGAACGGCGAACGAUGCUUAGCCAACGGCUCGUAA
Soboliphyme baturini is the source of this 603-nucleotide messenger RNA. Lineage: Eukaryota; Metazoa; Nematoda; Enoplea; Dioctophymatida; Soboliphymatidae. The record is from the annotation of a GenBank genome assembly.